AACUCUGAUCAUCAAUGCAUUACAGUAUACAGUUAAUGGACACAACGCCAUGAAGGGACCGCUGGCACACAGUACUUUUUGGCUUAUCUGCCUACUAUUCCAGGCUUCAGGAAAUGAGAAAGAGGCGGAAGAGAGGCCCGGAGUGCCCACGCGGCCACCACUCUGGGGUCAUACGUCUAGAACUGAAUAUGGCUAUCAGAGACACAGCAAGCAGCCAGGAAGGUCGGAGUGUGUUCGCUGCUGUGAUCCUCCUGCAGCACAUCCCAUGUAUUACCCCGUGCCUCAGAUCAACAUGACCAUCCUGAAAGGUGAGAAAGGGGACCGUGGUGAUCGUGGCUUCCAAGGAAAGGUGGGAAAAGCCGGUGCAGCAGGCAAGAAGGGUGAGACGGGCUUCAAGGGUCAAAAGGGCAACAUGGGAUCACCAGGAGAGAGCUGCAAGACCAACUAUGCUGCCUUUUCGGUGGGUCGGCGGAAACCCUUGCAUAGCAACGACUAUUACCAGAUACUCGUCUUUGACACUGAAUUUGUGAACCUCUAUGGCCAUUUCAAUAUGUUUAUGGGCAAGUUCUACUGCUACGUCCCAGGCGUAUAUUUCUUCAAUCUCAACGUGCAUACUUGGAACCAGAAGGAGACUUACCUUCACAUCAUGCACAACACAAAGGAAGCAGCCAUCUUAUAUGCACAGGCUAGUGACCGAAGCAUCAUGCAGAGCCAGAGCCUCAUGAUAGAGCUGCAGGACCAGGAUGAAAUCUGGAUACGGCUCUUCAAGGGUGAACGUGACAAUGCUGUGUUCAGUGAUGAAUAUGACACCUACGUCACCUUCAGUGGGUAUCUAGUUAAGCCCAGCUCAGAGCCUUGA
This is a messenger RNA of Protobothrops mucrosquamatus (brown spotted pit viper), 859 nucleotides long. RefSeq names its product C1q and TNF related 1 (gene C1QTNF1). NCBI's taxonomy places the organism in Eukaryota, Metazoa, Chordata, Lepidosauria, Squamata, Viperidae. Gene Ontology annotation, molecular function: protein binding. The transcript is spliced from 4 exons. The record is from RefSeq and is a predicted model, not a curated record. The coding region runs from base 50 to 859 and encodes 269 amino acids.